Molecule: messenger RNA, 1656 nt
Organism: Anopheles darlingi
Lineage: Eukaryota; Metazoa; Arthropoda; Insecta; Diptera; Culicidae
Exons: 2
Coding region: 209-1555 (448 amino acids)
Molecular function (GO): lipid binding
Source: RefSeq, a predicted model, not a curated record
GAUGUACACUCUUUGAACGAUCUUCGUGCAGUGGCCAUGCAUGGACGAUCGUCAGCGUUCAAACCGAAUCCCGCGGACAGUGCCGAAGUGAUCGUUAAAGACAGCAGCAGCAACACGGCAGAUGAUGCUGUAGAAUCAGAAUCUGUUUCUUUUGUCCAAAGAUUAUCUGUUGCAUUGUGCGUGUGCGUAUUUGUGAAGAGUGUUUACGAUGGCGAAGCCGUUGAUUGUGCUAUUGUCGUUCAAUUUGAUGCUACUUAUCAGUAGCGUUGCUGGUGUCGCGAAAAGCGUCGGCGAUCGUGCGCGGAAACAGGAAACGGGUGAAGCGCUACUGUCCGACCAACUGUUCGCCAUCAUCGAUCUGUACAAGCAGGAGGAUCCGGUAGGGUUGCCCGGUGCGACCAUACCGGAUCCGAUGCCCAUCCCGGACAUCCGUCAAUCGGUUUCGAUCGCCACGAUCUACAUGACCAAAAUGGUGGUGUACGGUAUGUCGCGGUUCCGCAUCCGUUACUUCCACACCGAGCUGAACAGUAUGGCGGUGCAAUCGCAGAUCGAGAUCGAGAAUAUCGAGGUGAAGGGCAACUACACGAUGAAUGCGCUGUUCAACCGGGCCGAUGGUCCGUUCACCGUGAACAUGAAGAACGUGCUGACGAAGGCCAACGUGUCGUUGGCGGUCGACCGGGAGGGUCUGCUGCAUACGGACAACAUCGAGCUGGACAUCGCGUUCGAGGAAAUGGCAAUGGACUUCCAGAACCUCGGUUUCAUGGGCAGCAUCUUCCAGAGUGUGGUCAAUUCGGCCUCCAACCUGGUGUACGAUACGAUUAAGCCAUACAUGUUGUCCGAGGCGUACAAAAAGAUCCGCGAGGAGGUGGACGUCCGGAUCCGGAACCUCACGCUCGAGCAUGACUUCAUCCUGCCCAAUUCGAUCACCCCGCUGGACAUGGCGAUCGGUGAGAUGCGUGCCGUGGUGCGAAACAAGGGUCUCGAUCCGUUCCUGGUGCCUGACUACAACAAUACGGCCGGCAUCUUCGGUAUGCGAACCAUGCACACCUGGAUGAAGGGUGGCUCCAGCUUCUACCGGUACGGUGCCAUCUCGGUGACGAUGCAGAACAACACGGCCACGGUCGGGUUGCACGUUGCCACUCAACGCCUCACCGGUUCCACGCACUGGGAGGUAUCGGUCGGUCGGGGUCUCCUGUCGAGGGUAGGCCGGGCCCAGUUUACGGUCGAGUACAUCCGUGUGGCAAUCCAGAUCGGACAGCCGCUUGAUCUGCGCAAAAAGCUGCAACUGAAGGACAUCCAGCUGGAGUUGGGUAACAUUCAGGUGCGGUGUGAUGGUGCCGGUACAUUCGAUUACAUUGUUGAAGCGCUCGUCAAUGUGCUGCCGAAUCUGCUGCGCUACCAAAUCAUGGAUGCGAUCGAGAACCCGCUACGGAUGCGUAUCCAGGAGAAGCUGGACUGCAUUAACACGGAGUGGAUGGUGCGGAAGUACGCGACCGAGUUUGAGGAGCACGGUAUCGAUCUGGACCUGCAGGACUUUGAACUCUGCCACUCGUGAUCGGUUCUGUGGGGGUUGAUAGCUAUGAGGUACUUUUUUAUCCUAAUAAAAGAAGUCUAAACGAGCCAUACUUUCUCCUGUCCAUAUUGCAUGUUCAUGUU